AUGGUCCCUGAGACCUGGGACCCACUGCUUAGGAGCUCAGAGGAGGCAGGCUCCACCCCCGACAUUGGCCAGGUACCUGGAAAGGGGGAGGCGGGCGAGGCGCAAGGCACGCCCUGCGGGCCACCGCCCGGCUUUCGACCACCACCACCACCGCCGCCGCCGCGUCCCCGCCCGCGGGCCUCGACCCUGCCGGGCCCCGACCCUGCCGGGCCCGUGACGCAUGGGGGCCCCCAGUGCGCCGGUCGACCGCCGCCCGGAGGUCCCCGCCGACGCCAAAAGACCACCCCCACAUACCCCCGAAACGGGCAGAGCCCUCCCCCACCACCUUCUACACCGGUACGGCCGCUCCCCCCCCCCCCCCGGACCCCGUCCUCCGCCCUCAACCACCGGGGCCCCCUACCCGCGCCCGCGGCCCAGGCACCCUCCUCCCUCCACCACCAAGGGCAGAGAGGACGGGAAGCGUGGCGCCAAGCGGGCAGGGACACGACAGAGGUGAGAGGGCGAGAGACAAGACAGCCGCGCGAGGCGUGGGGAGGGGUGGCCGGGAGCAAGCCCCGAGGCUCGGAGGGCGUGAGGAGGCGUCUGGCGACCGCGCGUCAGGCCCAGAGCAGCGGACGACGACCGGCUGAGGCAAACAGGUCCAGGGCCAGCGGCGGGACGCGUCGGGCAGGCAAGCGGCCCAGCGACGGGGAGCCGCCAGCCGUCACGCCGCACAGCCCGCAAGACGCGACCGGAGGAUCCGUGCUGUGCGGUCUGCGGCUGGGGGGAAGGCAGCCAUGGCCGGCGCCGCGGGCAAGGCGCCUGCG
Cervus elaphus (red deer) is the source of this 806-nucleotide messenger RNA. RefSeq names its product proline-rich protein 2-like. The record is from RefSeq and is a predicted model, not a curated record. Lineage: Eukaryota; Metazoa; Chordata; Mammalia; Artiodactyla; Cervidae. The transcript is spliced from 2 exons. The annotation marks the transcript as partial.